GGCUCAUCAAGUAGUACCAAGGAAGGUUUAGUGAACAUUGUUCGUUCGGCAUUGAAAUUACUUUUGAUUUGUAGAAGCACCAGGCUCCUAUUUUAACGCGAUGGAUGAUGCAGAGCUAACUUAUAAAUUCUGGAGAAUCCGCAAGACGGUCAUGCAGGUAUUUCAUGGAAAUUUUUUAUCUAUAAACUAUGCCGAGAACCGUUUCGUUUAUUAGAUCUCUAUCACGUGCGGAAAGAAAAUACAAACAUUUUAUGACAAGAGGACGCUUGGGUUUUACGAAAGACUAGCGAAAUCACCCUUGAGCUCUCCGUUUUUAGAAAAUCGUCUUCUAAAUGUGGACUCGAGUGCCACAAGUGGAGAGAAUCAAGACUUCUUUCGUGUGCUAGCCGCUUCCUGCGUGCUUUAUAACAGAACAGAGCACAAUCAAGGCUUCUCUAUUUGUUAAAUCAAGUUAUUUUUUAGCAAGUUUGACAGCUCUCAAUCGUUUAAUAGAUAAAUACAGCUGUAAAUGAAAGAUGAAGUAGGGCUACGUACAUUUACUUUUGUAUUUUAAGGACUUAUUCCUCAGCCAAUUGAUACAUGUAGUUAGGAUGUUGUGAGCUUUGUUUAUCACCAUCGGCUGGCGUCUUCAAGCAGCAUACUGUUAAAAAAUUGUAACCGUAGUGGAUGGAACCCCAAAACUAUAUAAAAAAGACAAUAACUAUAGAACAGAUAUAAUCACACUAGGAAAAAUGAUCAGUGAUAUUCUUACAAUCAGGAUUAUGUAUUUGACUGCGCUGAUAACAGUUAGCAAAGUUGCACAAUCAAGCCUUAACAUUACAGUGAUAAGGACUGAUUUUUUGUAAGUUCUCUCUCAUCAUUUUCUGCUUCUUGAUUACAAUUUUUUUUGUUUUUGUUUCAGAUGUGUCAUGACAGAGGCUACCUGGUGACACAAGAUGAAUUAGACCAGACUCUGGAUCAGUUCAAGGAACAGUUUGGAGACAGACCAAGGUAAGCAGUGGAAGAUGUACAAUCAAGGACAGGUGUGUGUAAGCAGUGUUAAAGAUGGAAAAUAUUUGAAUUUGGUAAAGAAAUAGAGGAGUUAAGCUUACUUUUUCUCAUCAUGAGGGAAGGAAAAAGAAAAUUUUGUGAGUUCUGUUGAGGAAUCAAACCUCACACCUACAGAAUUUACUCUCCGAUGGUCUACCACUGAGCUGUUGGGCCAUCAUGAGAUUUAUAUCAGACUCACAUACCACACACCCAGGAUCAGCCCUGUCAAAAGUGUCAAGUGUCCUGUGUAUAAACAGCAAAAGCAAGAUGGUUAAUUUUUAAACUUGGUAAAGAAAUAGAGAAAGAUGUCUUUUUUUUGUCUUGUCACAAGCACAGGGGCUAAGGGUUUGCUUUCAAGGUCAGGACUGUCACUUACUUCAGCAUGACCCUUUUUUUUAAGCCUUUGCGGAAAAUGUUUGGUAAAAUUUGCCUAUAAUCAAUCAAGGUAUUGACACAAAAAGUUCUAGCUGAUUUAUUUUAUUUUCAUUUUAAAAAUGUCUUUUUAUUAAUUUCUAGUGAAGGAAGACCUUCAAGAAGUGAUUUGUCAAUUCUGGUGGCUCACAAUGAUGAUCCAACAGGUAACAUUAGUAUACAUUUAGAUAACAACAUGAUUUUUGAUUGCAAUUUAGUGUAAUAAGUGUGAUUGAAUUUUUCAAAGACAAUGAAAUUGCACAUCUGAAGGGUGAGUGCAAUUUGUAGUCUUUGAAAAAUUUACAAGUGCUUAUCACACCAAAUUGCAAGAGAAAUCAUGUUAUUACUUCCUAAUAAUUCAGGGCAUGAAAUUACGCCUAAUACAGGCGCCAAUGUGACUAAAUUUUUUACUUUGGCGACCAAAUCCUGAAAGUUAGUCACCAAAUUGGCGACUAGAACGUUUCAUCAUAACCUUACCAAGAAAAAAUUUGCAAAGAUAAAUCCAUGGCAAACUUCCUCGUUAAGUUUGUUUCCAAAAUGUAGCACAUGCAUCUCGAUCGAUAACUAGACGCCAUCUCGGAUUUAGAUAAGCCUGAACGUUGUAUAUCAUCCAUCCUAGUGUCCACUUUGUAGCACGUUAAAGAUCUUUUCCCUAACUUAAUUUGGGAGGGUCUAUCUAGAACACUGACAGCGUAAAGAAAGAUUUUGUUUGUCUUUGAAAAUGGCGACCAACUUUUUUUGAAUUGCCUACCACUUUGAAGAAUUUAGGAGCCAAGUGGCUAUCAGAAAAAAAAAGUUAAUUUCACGCCCUGUAAUUAACAUAAAAGAACAUCACAGAAAGGCAAGAACAAGACAGACAAUAUUUUGAAAGUGUGCACACACUGUUUGUACUUUGCAUCAGUAUUACAACUUUGCCCUUGUGUUACUUGAGAAUGCACUCAUUUUCAUCCAGUCAGAUGUGUGUAAUUUUUUUGUUGUACAUUAUAAAGACAAAAAUCUCAUUGAUUAUUUCAUAAUUGAGUUCUUAAAAAACUUUGUUCUCAACUUAAAUCUUGUGCUUACAGAUCAGAUGUUUGUGUUUUUUCCUGAUGAACCUAAAGUUGGGAUAAAGACUAUUAAACAGUAAGUUUGGUUUAACCGAAGUAAAAAAACUCCUUCAAACUGUCAUACACUCAGGGCUAAAAAUUGGCAGUUGCACGGUCACCAGUAGUGAGUUAAAACUGACCAGGGCCACCAAAAGUUAAUGUUUGAACACUGGAUGUGCAACUAUGCUACAGAAUUUUGAAAAGUUGCAAUGUAAAUUAUGUGAUGUACAAAGUUAAAAAUAAAACUCAAUAUGUAGUUUAAUGAGACUACCUUUCUCUUUGUUUCUUUGCCUGGACUCUAAGAUCAUCCAUUUUAGGGAAUUUUUAGUUCUGAAGUGGAAAAUUUUGAGCCAUUUUAACAGUGAUUUCACAAGCUUGUUCUUUCCUUUUAGUCAACGCUACAUUAAAAGCCAUGGGGUGUUUACUCAAGUUUUUCAUUUUAAACCAGAGGAAAUUGAGGGCUUCUUCAUUUUGGGAUGGGCCACCAAGAAUUCAGGGAAACUGGUCUGACUAGCCACCAAGCACUGGAGUUAAUUUUUAGUUCUGUACACUUGGUUUACAAAAACAACUACACUACAAUUGUUUAUAACUUUACUGUUCCCAAGAUCUAAUUUUUCAUUCUCCCUUCAAGCUGCUUCAGAUUUCCUUGUUAAUUAGUUAAAAAAUUUAGUGUUAGAUCAAGAUAAAAAGUUCUAAGUGAUAAGUUUGAAUAUUCUCAUUACCUGUUUGCAGGAUAAUGUAGAGAUAUACUAGGGAGAAUUUAUGUCUUGGUCGCUUUUAGAUUUAAAGGGUAAAUUCAGACUACUUGUAAUCAAACCAGGUAAAACUUCUGGGAAAUGAAUUUAGGUCUGUGUUUGAAAGCUUAUUGUCAUGGCUUGCUUGACUGUUUUGUGUUUAUGACAUUAAACAUCUGUAUUUCAUGUAAUAUUUCCUUACAUUUUUCUGUGUAUUGUGAGCUGUGAAUGCAAUUAAGAGUGUUGUUUUAACUCUUCCACUCCCAGGAGUGACAAAAAGGGUAUUUCUCCUUACAACUUUAAUGCAUUUACAGGCAGAAAGGUUAUAAGAAGUUAGAAGAAUAUCAGUUUGGGGAUGUUCUUGGAGUCAAUUUCAAAUUCCCAGACCUAAAAUGAUAAGAAAUGCAUGUUAGAUAAGGCAGAGAGUUGAUAAAUACAUGCAGCAUGGGAACUGAAAUACUUGAGACACAAUUUGAAGUCAAUUUCAAAUUCCCAGACCUAAAAUGAUAAGAAAUGCAUGUUAGAUAAGGCAGAGAGUUGAUAAAUACAUGCAGCAUGGGAACUGAAAUACUUGAGACACAAUUUGGAGUCAAUUUCAAAUUCCCAGACCUAAAAUGAUAAGAAAUGCAUGUUAGAUAAGGCAGAGAGUUGAUAAAUACAUGCAGCAUGGGAACUGAAAUACUUGAGACACAAUUUUUAAAUUUCAUUACAGAUAUUGUAACAGAAUGCAAGAGGAGAACAUUAACAGAGCAAUAAUAGUUGUACAGAUGGGAAUGACACCUUCAGCCAAACAGGUUAGAAAAUUAGAAUCAGUGAUGACAGCAGCUCAUUACCCAGAGCCUCCAUACCAAUUGUACCCUUGAGUCAACUCUGUCCUGUAUCUUUUUAUUUUAAGAACUGAGAUAUGUGGGGGGUUCUUUAAUUUUUCACGAAAACAUGCUAAUGUUCGCAUAAACUUUCUGCGCCUUUUGCCAUUAUUGAAAUACUUUCGCGUUCUGCAUGUGAUGUAAACAAUAGAGGACCACAGCUCUCUUAUGAUUGGCUGUCAUGUAAACACUUGUGAAAAAACCCGCGGUAGGUGCUUCUAAAAUAAAAAGAUAUGGGACAGGUUUGACUCAGAGGGUAAGUAUGGAAGAUGGAAGCUCCAAGUAAUGGGCUCCUGGUGAUGAGUGAGGGUGCUGCUGUGAAAUAAAGAAAGAACAGCAACAACAAAACAGAACAAGAAUGUGUGUGUUAUUGUGAGCAGGGUUCUCAUUAAGUGUCAGCUGUCAGUGAAAAAAUGGGCUACCUUGAUUUCUGAGCCAUCUUCACUGUCGACUUGCACUUUUCAAAAAAUAUUGUGUUGUGAAUAGUUGUGCACAGUGACAUGCAAUAAAAUUAAGGCAAGUCACUGCUGCAAAAAUUUCAUGAGCAGACAACUUUCAUGAGAGCCAUUUUUGUAUUGUACAGAAAUGUAUGCUUCAGUUUAUGUUUAACUCCCUGGAUGAGCACUAUUCCAAUCUCUACCUGCUGAGUGUGUCCUAGGCAACCAACUGCCUUACUGCUUUGCAUUUACCUCUAAAAUAAUUCAUAGAAUGGCAUUUUGGAGCCUUUGAAUUUCCAAAAUGAUAUUUUGUGAGGAGGCAUGCCCCAAGAUCCUGGGAAGGAGCUAUUGCAUUGUCAGCCCUCUGGUUCAUGCAACCUGUCAACUACUGCAUGACUUAUUGGGAACCCUGUGUUUUGUUGUGUGAUAACUGGGAGAUGCUCUGGCCAGAUUUGCCUCUUGGCUCUGAUGCAGAUUCAGCCCUUAACUUAUUGUGUGACAAUUUUUGCUUUGUUAAAACUAGAAAUUGACCCAAAACUAACCAGGAACAACUGGGCCGAGUUUUUCAAAGCUGGGUUAAGAUAACCCAGGGUUAGUGUGAAAUAGAAUCUGAAAGCUGUGAAAGAAAAGUAGUCAUAAUCCUUUUUGUGUCCAAUUUAAUGAUUGGAUGCUCUAAAAAGAAUAAAGAAAAUUAUCUACCAAGGCAUUUGAACAAAAGAAUAAGGAAAGUUAGAUUAAAAUUUAACCCUGGGUUACAACUAAUCCGCCUUCAGGCCUUGGAGCCCAAAGUGCUGGUUUACAAUGGAACUUUUACUCUACACUGUUGUGUUAUUUUCUUUUUAUAUAAUUGCAAAUCAAAAGCAAUUGGCAAAUUUUGCAAAAAUAAUAACUUGUAUAAUUUUUUGGCAACAAAGUAUAUAAAGUGUAUCAACACUUCACCAUUUUGUUCUCCAAGGCUUUAGUCGACCUGGCACCAAAAUACAUCUUGGAGCAAUUUAUGGAGGCAGAGCUCAUGGUGAACAUUACAGAACAUGAGGUAAGUAACAUCAUAUUUCCAAGUCCUUGGAAUAAAAAGACAAAUACUAAGUUUGAUGACAAUUUUGGUGAAAACCUCAGAGAACUGGGCUCGCUGGAAUUAUACCAAUACACUUUUGAAUAAGAAGAUAAUGAAGAUAAAGGAAGUAUCACCCAUAAAAUAUUUUGUGAUCUAACAGCAAGCUUUCUAGAGCUAAAAUUGUAAGAAAUAGUAGCGGAGCUCGCAGAGCGUAGCCCCAUAAUUAUACAAAAUAGUAGUGACCCAUCAAGCCGAAAAAAUUUACGACCGUACGACCGUACAAGGUGCUACUUUUAACAUGCAUGGUCAACUGUACCACGGGCACGCCAACGCCACGGCUUUGUACAGUAGUCCAGUGGUCAGUGCUUUGGGCUCCGAGUCGGACGACCCGGGUUCUAGUCCUGGCUCGGGCAAAGCGUUGUGCCCUUGAGACGUGCGGGGAAAAAAAAUGCGGCUAAAUCUAUAUAUUAGGGCAGAUAGCGUGGAAAAUUUACUUUUAGAUCUAUGGAAGGAAAGUGGCCAAAGUUAAGAUCCACACGACUUCCAAAAAAAAAAAAACUUGAAAAAAAAGAAAAACGACUCUCGUUAUUCCCUUUUUCUUUUCCUUUCAGCUUGUUCCAGAACAUGUCCUCAUGACGCCAGAGGAAAAGACAGAGCUGCUUCAGAGAUAGUAUCCUUGACUGAACCCUUAAACUCUCAGAGGUUUCUCUGUAGAAUAUCCAGACAUUAUCCAGCAAACAAGUAAUACGAAUACUCAAACUUAUGUGGGAAAAGUUGUUCGCUUGAUCUAACACCAAAUUCUUGCUACUAAUUUACUGGGAAAUGUUUAGCCGCUAGUGGGGAGAAUUAACAAUCAGAUCUUGGGUGUUGAAGGGUUAUGAGCAGCUGUAUUGUCAAGGGGCAGUGCUUACUGUAAAUGUGUCGAGUUUGUCAGCUACAUGUCUGUUGUACCUGAUACCUGAAAUAAAACUUUUUGUUUGUUUAUGCGUGGGCUACACACCCUUAACAAUGCUUGUAGCAAACUGAAGGAACAUCAACUUCCUCGUAUCCAGUCUGGCGAUCCAGUUGCGCGAUAUUUUGGACUCAAAAGAGGACAGGUGAGCUGGACACUAGUCUCCUCUGUAUGAUUCACCCUCACGCAUGAUAAUUUUUUUUCAUUUGGUCGCGUCUGGAGCCCAUCAUUGAUGUGAUGGGCUCCUGGUCGCGUGGAAAAUGCUUUGUUUGGACAGUCGUUUAGCUGAAGAGGAUCUGGUGACGGGAAAGAACCGAUUUGCGUUCGUAAAGUUACGGUGGGUGAGCCCAAAAAAUUCGGUCACUCGUUAACCAAUCACAUGCAAGUACGAACUCUCGCGAACUCUCUCCGAAAGUUGAUAAGUCCUCGCAAAAUACUAUGGUGCCUCGUUAUGCUGCUGAGAAAGUCCGGGGGUAAUUAUUUAUUAAAUUUUAUAGUCUGUGUCAGGAGCCCAUGCAGAUAAAGGGCUCCCAUCUGUGAAAAGCUUUCAACUCGGUCAAUGGAAAAGAUCGAAAAACAGGGCGAGGGAAAAUUAUUAUAUUUAUAUCGUUGAAACGAAGAAAGGUGCCGCCGUUUUCCAACUUCGCCCUGUUUAGCUCGCACGGUUUUUUGAUCCUCUUCAGUGACCGAGAGUCAGAUGAAUGAUAUCGAUUUCUAUUUCAUUUCACUCCACUUUUUCCAGUAGAAUAUGAAUUUCGCUUGUUAUAUUUCUAACUUUGGUAACCUCUCCUGACUCGUGAAAUUCUUACUUUACAGGUUGUAAAGAUUAUUCGCCCUAGUGAAACCGCUGGUCGAUACAUAACCUACCGACUAGUCGUGUAAUGUAAAUUAAGAGUCUACAAAAUCACUCUCAAGUUUCCCUCCUUAUCAGACACAGCCAAGGAUUGGUAUGGACAAAGCCUCAUGUACUUUUAGUUCAAUUUGUUCGUUUUAUUUGUUCGGUCAAGUAACAAGUGCUCGCAGUCGACAUUUGUUCGUUAGAGAACCGACGACAGUCCGAUUCCUAUUUUCCAAUUAGAAAUUACGCGAUCUCUCCCGAAGUUGAGCCGACAAUAUGUCGUCAUAACGUUGCGUGGAGUCGUGUAUUCCGAAGAACAUCGAGUCAUUCUUCUCGCUGCCUCGGUGCUCGUUUCGUUGGUUCUGCUCGGUGUUGGUGAAGUUGAAACAGAGCUCGUGUAAGUCUAAAGUUUUCCUAUUACUGGAUGGAGUUAUGUGAAGACCUUGAAGAAAUUUCUCAAUGAAAGCUGCUUAAAAUUGUUAUGGUCAUCAAGUUCCAUGGAGAUGAAGAAGAGUGAAGGAUGCUGAGUGAAGCCGAGAGAAGGCGAGUGACGCCAAGUAAAGUCGAAAUAAGCCGAAUGAAACCGAAUGAAGCUGAGUGAAAUUCAGAGCAAGAAAGGACGCAUUCAAACUGACCGCCAGGCUUGCGGUUUGCCUUCGAAAGGUUUUAUCCUUUACUGUGAGGCUACCUCGCCGA
Molecule: messenger RNA, 8102 nt
Organism: Pocillopora meandrina
Lineage: Eukaryota; Metazoa; Cnidaria; Anthozoa; Scleractinia; Pocilloporidae
Source: the annotation of a GenBank genome assembly